This is a messenger RNA of Penicillium pulvis, 1452 nucleotides long. It is a transcript of the gene dbp5, whose product is annotated as ATP-dependent RNA helicase DBP5. Bases 1 to 1452 code for a protein of 483 amino acids. Gene Ontology annotation, molecular function: RNA helicase activity; RNA binding; ATP binding. Gene Ontology annotation, biological process: poly(A)+ mRNA export from nucleus. Lineage: Eukaryota; Fungi; Ascomycota; Eurotiomycetes; Eurotiales; Aspergillaceae. The transcript has 5 exons. Gene Ontology annotation, cellular component: cytoplasmic stress granule; nucleus. The record is from RefSeq and is a predicted model, not a curated record.
AUGUCUGAGACUCCCGAGACAACUCAACAGACUGGAGGCUCUCUUGCCGACCGCAUCUCCAAGCCCGAGGCUCCCCCUACCGAUGCCCCUGAGGCUGGCCAGGAUGGUGCGGGUGGUGGUGCUUCGGGCUCCGCCCUCCAGGAGCCUGACUACUCAGUCGAGGUCAAGCUGAGUGACCUGCAGGCGGAUCCAAAUAACCCCCUGUUCUCCGUCAAGACUUUCAAUGACCUUGGCCUGGAUGAGCGCAUCCUCAAGGGUCUUUCCUCCAUGAACUUCCGCCAACCCUCCAAAGUUCAGGAGCGCGCCCUUCCUCUCCUCAUGGUUAACCCCCCUAAGAACCUAGUUGGUCAAUCUCAGUCCGGUACUGGCAAGACUGCUGCUUUCGUUCUCAACAUUUUGAGCCGCAUCGACCUCUCCACCGAGCAGUCGCAGAUUACCCCCCAGGCUCUGAUCUUGGCUCCGACUCGUGAGCUAGCGCGUCAGAUCGUUGGUGUAAUCCAAUGCAUGGGUCAGUUCCUCGACGGAUUGAUCAUCGGUACUGCUGUGCCCACCGACGCUGCCGCUCGCCCUUCCCAGAUGGAUUGCUCUGUCGUGGUUGGUACCCCAGGUACCGUGCAGGACAUGAUCAAGAGGCGUCGAUUGAACCCUACUCAACUCAGGGUUCUGGUGUUGGAUGAGGCCGACAACAUGCUGGACUUGCAGGGUAUGGGUGAUCAGUGUAUUCGUGUCAAGGCGAUGCUUCCCAAGACCAUUCAAGUUGUUCUCUUCUCUGCGACAUUCCCCGCCCAUGUCUACCGCUACGCGACCAAGUUUGCCCCAGAGGCCAACGAAAUUACUUUGAAGCACGAGGAAUUGACCGUUGACGGCAUCAAGCAGCUCUACAUGGACUGCAACAACGAGGAGGAGAAGUACACCAACCUUGUGCAGCUUUAUGGUCUGCUGACCGUUGGCUCAUCCAUCAUCUUCGUCCGCACUCGCAAAUCGGCCGAGGAGAUUGAGAAGCGCAUGGUUGCUGAGGGACACACUGUGGCAUCCCUCACUGGUGGAAUCGAGGGCUCCCAGCGUGACGCUGUUAUUGACGCCUUCCGCAGUGGAGAAGCCAAGGUUCUCAUCACUACCAACGUCCUUGCUCGUGGAAUUGACGUCUCGACUGUUUCCCUGGUUGUUAACUAUGAUAUUCCUGAGUCCUACCAGGCCGGCUCGCGUUCUACGGAGCCGGAUUACCAGACCUACCUUCACCGUAUCGGCCGCACCGGUCGGUUCGGCCGUAUCGGUGUCGCUAUCUCGUUUGUUGCAAACCGGGAUGAGUGGGAGAUGCUCCGUAUGAUUCAAGAGCACUUCGGCUGUACCAUUGAUCGCAUCGACACCAGUGACUGGGAUGAGGUUGAGGAUAUGAUUAAAAAGACGAUCAAGAACUCGCGUGCCCAGGCCAACUUUGCCACUGGACAAUAG